Messenger RNA from Effrenium voratum, 1812 nucleotides. NCBI's taxonomy places the organism in Eukaryota, Dinophyceae, Suessiales, Symbiodiniaceae. The record is from the annotation of a GenBank genome assembly.
UGAUUCCAACUUAAGCCCUCCUUGAUCGAUCCGACCAUGGCUUUCGUCGCACAGCCUCGGCCUAUGAUGGUGGGUGGCUACCAGCCUGCGAUGAUGCAAGGACAGUCGCAAUUCCCACAGAUGGCCUAUGCGGCCCCUCCGCCGCGCCUGGCGAGCGCCUGUCCGCCGGCGCCGGUGCUGAUCAAUCCCCGGCCCCUGGCAGCCCAGCCGGCGCCCAUGAGGCCGCCGCAAGGAAACUUCGGAGUGGCUCGACCUCUUCAGGUCAGCCCAUGCCAGUGUCAAAUCAAUCCAGCAGCGAUUCCUCGCAGCCCCUCGGGGCCGCAAGUGCAGCCUGCCCGAGGCAACACUGUCACGGCGCCGGUGGGCAAAAGUGCCAAGGACCAAAAGGCCAUCAACACCAUUACCGACCUGCUGAAAAACGAUCGCACUGCGCUGAAGCGCAAUGUGGUGCAGUGCUUCAAGCGGGUUGAGGAGGAUGACGACUGCGUAGAUUGCGAUGGCCUCACGCAGAUCUGCGAGGCGCUGGCAAACGAUUUGGAUCUGCCCUUGAAGGCCUUUGGGGACCUCAAAAACAACUUCCUGUGCUUCGACUUCGACGGCAGCGGUAUGUUGGAGGUGAACGAAGUCUACAAAGUGGUGAAGCACCAACUCCGGCAGUACCGCAAGCUGUUGGGCGGUGAGACCCUGGUGGUUAACAUGCCCUUCCGCACGCUGCAGCAAGCUGGGUACACUGUCUACAAGGAGCUGGGCCGUGGCAGCCAGGGCGUGGCCAAGUUGGCCAAAGACCCCGCGGGCCGGGAGUUUUGCGUCAAGUGCCUCAAGAAAGACACGAUGUGCGCCUCCGGAAUUGAAGAGCUGCAGGAGGAGUUUCAAACGCUACAGCUCCUGGCACACGACAACAUCGCCCAGGUGUUCGAGAUCUUUCAAGAUGGGCAGUUUUACUACAUGGUGGGAGAGCCCUACCACGGCGGGGACUUCAUGACGCUCACCCCUCGCGCAAAAGAGCAGGGAGUGUCAAUGACGGAGGACUGGUGGCGCGGCAUCUUCAGGCAGUGUGCCGAGGCUGUGGAGUUCAUGCACGAGCAGUCCAUGAUGCACUGCGACCUCAAGGAGCCCAACAUCAUGAUCAAAACCAGGGACUUCCGCAACCCGGAGGUGGUCAUCAUCGAUUUCGGCAUUUGCCGGGCCAUGGUUACGGCUUCCAAUGGCAUGCCGGGUGGAACGCCCGGCUACAUGCCGCCCGAGACCAUUCAGCAGCGAAAGUGGUUCCCCAGAGGAGAUGUCUUUUGUCUUGGCGUGACCUUCAUUCAGGUGCUGCUGGACAAGAGCCCUCCCACGGGGCCAAGGACCACUGCCACUCCAGGCGGUAUCUUCGUCGAAGGCUGCCAGACCAUCCAGGACAUCUUCAACGCCACGCUGACUCGCAAGCCUCCUUUGGAGAUGAUGCCCCCACCGUUGGCUGAUCUCACUGAUCUUCUUGCCGCGAUGCUGGAUAAGGAUGUGAGGAAGCGGCCCACCGCCUCGCAAGUCCUGGGCUUGCAGUGGUUUGAAGGAGCUUUGAGCCCGAACUCUCGGAAGAUGAGGUCCAGGAACGACUGGGCCACGGUGGGCAUCACCAAGUCCUUCCUUGCUCGACCCUCCGUGGCGGACGAGGGGGCCAACCCUGCCAUGAAGGCGCUGCGGGAGCUGCAGAGGAGCCUCGGCGGCACCAAUGAAGGUGCAAAGACCUACGGAAGAAGCUCCUAGAGGGCUCUGUCAAACGCGGCGCGCGAUUUUGGCGUUGAACCGCCUUCCUUCCGACUUCCAGCCGGG